Messenger RNA from Lycium ferocissimum, 1750 nucleotides. RefSeq names its product F-box/kelch-repeat protein At3g23880-like. Bases 45 to 1385 code for a protein of 446 amino acids. Lineage: Eukaryota; Viridiplantae; Streptophyta; Magnoliopsida; Solanales; Solanaceae. The record is from RefSeq and is a predicted model, not a curated record. The transcript is spliced from 2 exons. Gene Ontology annotation, molecular function: protein binding.
AUUUUCGUGUGUGAAGUCUUCUCCAGCUCCAAAAUCUGAGGGAGAUGAAGCCAAAGCAGAGCAAACCCACUAAGGGUGCUCAAUUUUCUGCCACUUCAAUGCAAGAUUCAAGCUUUAAAAUCCCUGUUCUGCCAGUAGAGCUCAUCAUGGAAAUCCUCUUAAAGAUUCCAGUGAAAUCUCUCUUGCAAUUCAGGUGUGUUUCAAAAUCUUGGCUUUCUUUAAUCUCUAGCCCUGAAUUUAUCAAGACACAUCUCAGUAUAUCUGCUAAUAACAACAAUGAUUACAACCACCACAGGAUUAUGUUUAGAUUGGUUGAACCUGAGUUCAAUCUUAAGGAUUGUUCCCUUAAAUCUUUACUUUAUGACUCUGUUACUAGAUCAUUUGACUUAGAUUAUCCUAUGAAACCCCCCCAUAAACCUGUAGAAAUUGUUGGUUCUGUCAACAACAGCAUACCCACCAGUGUAAUGGGGUCUGGGGAGGAUAGAGUGGACGCAGACCUUACCCCUACCUUGGAAGGUAGAAAGGUAGAGAUAGUUGGUUCUGUCAAUGGGUUGAUUUGUCUAGCCAUUGAUAAAGAAGGUUGGUUUCUCUGGAAUCCGUCGCUUAGGAAGUUCAAGAAAUUGUCUGACUCUGGAACUACAUUUAGUGGUCGUCACUAUGCCAUGCAUGGUUUUGGAUAUGAUGAGCUUCACAAUGAUUAUAAGGUAGUGGGUAUUUCCAGGAUUUUAGGUUCUGACAAUUCACGUCAUGUUGAGUUGAAAACAUGUAGUCUAAAGAGUGAUUCUACAAGAAUUAUCCACGAUUUUCACAUUGGGGUGCAAAUCGAUAAGUGUGGUGUGUUUGUGAAUGGGAGGCUUCAUUGGGCUAAUAAUACCUCUCAUAGACUUCGUUCUUAUAAUGGUUGGGAUAUUAUUUGUUUUGAUCUGGCUGAUGGGAAGCUGGGAAAGGUGGAGAAACCCUCAUAUGGAGAUGGAGAUUUUGAUUUUACCCCGUGUCCGGGAGCGUUAGGAAGUGAUCUUUGUCUGUUUUGUGAUAAUCGGGGAACUCAAGCUGAUGUGGAUAUAUGGGUUAUGAAGACUUAUGGGGUUAAAGAAUCUUGGACAAAGAUAUUUACCAUCAAUCGUCCUAAGGAUCAUCCUGCGGGGUAUUUGGGGUAUCUGUUUUGUCCACCCUUUUGCAUGUCAAAUAAAGGUGAAGUUUUGUGUGAGUUUGGAGCAACUAUCAUGAUUUACAAUCCAAAGGACGACUCUAUCAGAUAUGCAGAGGUUACCAACUGUGAAGCCUUUUCUGACGCAGCCAUCUAUAUUGAAAGCCUAGUUUGGCCCUUUUGCCAGAAGGAACCAAGGAUGCAAGUUGCAACAACGAGUACUCAAAAAGCUCGUUGAAGACAAUCGUGAAAUUGCUAACUAGGUCACCGGAUUUCCAAAAGGUCGAAGACACUUAGGAGGACCGCUCCUUUAUGCAUUUUCUGGACUAUUUGGCUCGAGAGGACAAGAGAUGCUUUGAACAGAGCUCGUCUCUUGAACAAGCAUGCAGUUUCUAAUAAAAGUGAUGUUUGCUAGUACAUGUUAAAGUAGACCAUGCAUGUGGUGCUUUUAAAAUCUACACUUCUUUUUUAUUUGUUAUGUGCUUUGUUAACUGUUAUGUGCUAUUGAACUUUCAGCAAGUCAAUGCAUGUCUUAGGAACAAGUAUUAUAUGAUCCCUUGUUGACUGCGUGGAUCAAAAUGAUGAAGCAUGGACUUUCCUUGA